Molecule: messenger RNA, 1051 nt
Organism: Ylistrum balloti
Lineage: Eukaryota; Metazoa; Mollusca; Bivalvia; Pectinida; Pectinidae
Product: calcium uptake protein 1 homolog, mitochondrial-like
Exons: 5
Biological process (GO): mitochondrial calcium ion homeostasis; calcium import into the mitochondrion
Cellular component (GO): uniplex complex
Molecular function (GO): calcium ion binding
Source: RefSeq, a predicted model, not a curated record
AAACUUGGAGAAUCAUUAGAUACUGAUACACAAUGCAACCACUUGUUUGGAUCAGUCUGUGACCUCUACUUGUCGAUAUUAAAGGAUUGUACAAUUUUGAAUUUCCAGGUCCAUCAGAUAAUCCGUAACCAGACUAGCAUAGGCAUGCGUCACCGUGACCAUGCUGUAACUGGGAAUGUCAUGAAGGGUGUGAGCUCAGCUUUGGUCACCUACUUUUUUGGACCAGAGGGAAAAAAGAAGCUGACCGUACCAGUGUUUCUUGCCUUCCAACAACAGGUUCAAAAUGAAGUGCUCAGAAUCGAGUUUGACCGUUAUGAUCCUGAGGAUGGGAAGAUCCAGGAAAAAGAUUUUGGAAGAAUUCUUCUUACUUAUGCUGGAUAUCCAGAUAAGAAAAAGACACGCAUGCUGAAAAGAGUUAUCAAGAAGUUCAAAGAGGAACCACAGGGUAUCACAUUUGAGGAAUACAUCAACUUCUGGCGUUUCCUGAAGAGCAUAAAUGAUGUGGACACAGCUUUAAGUUUCUACCAUCUGGCUGGGGUUUCUAUUGAUGAAGAGACACUGAAGCAUGUAGCAAAGACAGUAGCCCAUGUCCAUUUAACAGAUCAUGUGGUGAAUGUGGUGUUCACACUCUUUGAUGAAAACAAUGAUGGUCAAUUGAGCAAUCGUGAGUUUGUGUCUGUGAUGAAGCAGCGUGUGAUGCGAGGGUUGGAGAAACCAAAGGACACUGGUUUUAUCAAACUCAUCAAUGCAACCUGGAAGUGUACCAAAUCCCAAACCUCAGCAUUCCUUGAGUAAUCUCACUGACUUUGGUGUGCAAAGGAUCUCUGCUCUGACAUCUCUGUGAUUGUCUAAAUUAUAGUUUUGUUUUUUGUUUUUAAGGGGAAUGUUUCUAAUACAUCCUGAAUUAUAUUUGUAUGUUCUUAAACUAGAUAGUUAUUCUAUAAUAUUAGUUAUUCUUUAAUAUAAGUUGUCUACCAUCUUUAAAGAUUCUUUACCUCUAUACAAGAUUUCAUAUUGACUUGAUCAUGAAGAAUAAACAUGCUAUCCUACA